Messenger RNA from Hemiscyllium ocellatum (epaulette shark), 888 nucleotides. RefSeq names its product transmembrane protein 150C (gene tmem150c). The coding region runs from base 1 to 888 and encodes 295 amino acids. The record is from RefSeq and is a predicted model, not a curated record. The transcript has 5 exons. NCBI's taxonomy places the organism in Eukaryota, Metazoa, Chordata, Chondrichthyes, Orectolobiformes, Hemiscylliidae.
AUGAAAAUUGUAUCAGAGCCAAUGCUUUCUCGUUCUGUUCACAUUACCGCGCCUGCCAUGCGCACAGCUUAUUUAAUUGAUACAAUGCAGAUGUCACUCGGCGACUCUCGCUACCUGAAGGAUGAGUCCUUUAAUAAGAGACCGCCCCCUCUAUUGCAGGACCUCCAAUCGGCUAGAACUUCCCUGCGGGCGAGGUCCCGCCUUCCAUUGUUCGGUGUUGAAGUCGGCUGUCAAUCAUCACGCAACGUCCUUUGCGAUUGGCCAGUGGCUCUGUGGGGCGCAGGCUGUCAGUCAGCGGUUGCCAGUGUUGCAGCUGACUAUCCACCAGCAAGUUCUAUUUUCGCUCAAAUUGGGAAUAUGGAAGCAAGUCUAGUGGCUACUAUUGGUAUACUUCGUUAUUCACAACUGAAGUCAAAAAUGAAGAAGCCUUGGUUGAAUAUCUUUGGGGUGCUAGCACUAAGUGCAGCUGCUGUUGGAAUUACUUUAGUGGCCAAUUUCCAGCUCUCUAAUAAUGAACAGGUACACAACACAGGCACAGUUUUGAUCUUUGGGUUUGGAACUGUAGUCUGCUGGAUCCAGGUUGUUUUAACUUUUCAGGCAAAUCUAAAGAAUGAAGGAAUUAAAGUUGGAAUAUUGCGUGUUAUGAUUGCAACGGCUAUCUCCAUCACUGUCAUCCUGUAUUUUUUUCUGGUUGCACAGCUCAAAAUGUUCCACGGAGCAAGAUCCCAGUGGAUGUUAAUCAUGCUUUACCUCCUCUACAUAGCAACAUUUGCAAUUGAAUUUCGAUAUUCAGAAUUUAACAUUCAAUGUGCUGAUGAACAAAGUGUAUCAAAAGUCUCCACGGUCAUUGCUGAGUUCCGCUCAGAUCAUUUUAGAGACAGUUAUUAA